Molecule: messenger RNA, 1194 nt
Organism: Oryza brachyantha (malo sina)
Lineage: Eukaryota; Viridiplantae; Streptophyta; Magnoliopsida; Poales; Poaceae
Product: putative disease resistance RPP13-like protein 1
Exons: 2
Coding region: 1-1194 (397 amino acids)
Biological process (GO): defense response to other organism
Molecular function (GO): ADP binding
Source: RefSeq, a predicted model, not a curated record
AUGGCGUCCACAAUCCUGUUCACUCUUGCUGGCGUGUUGGCCAAACUAUUUACUUCAGUCCAAAUACCAUCCUGCUCUUCCUCCGAUCCACGGAAAUUAUCAGCAACUGCAACCGAAUUCAGUGAGAUGAAGGACAUACUUCGUAGAAUUCGAGCCGUGCUAGCUGACGCGGAUCGGAGGGAGAUAGAAGAUCUGCAUGUGAAGAUGUGGCUGUAUGAUCUCAGGCAAGUCGCAUACGAUUUGGAGGAUAUCGUCGAUGAGUUGUCCUACAAGACAGUCCAAGAUGAAGCGGAGAUGAACACCGAUGAGCAUGCUGUCAAGAGGAAAUUUCAGGUACUUGAUACUGUUAACUCUCCGGUGAAUGAGCAUGAUAAAUCCCUAGAUUCAGAUAUGGUCGACAAAAUCAGCAAAGUCAGAAAUAGACUUAAUUCUAUUAUCAGCUUUCGAGAGAGCCUCUCUCUACGAGAAGGUGAUGGUCAAAUCAGAGCAAGAGCCAGCAACAUGCGUGCUUCGAGUUCUCUAGCUAGUGAGACGGGGAUCGUUGGAAGAGAUGAAGAGAAGAGUAAGUUACUGCAUGACCUCCUGAAUGAUGAUAAUGGUACUGACAACAACUUGCAAGUGUUUUCCAUAGUGGCAAUGGGUGGCAUGGGAAAGACUACACUUGCAAAGCUUGUCUACAACGAUGAGCAGGUGAAAGAUCACUUUCACAUAAGAGCUUGGGCUUGGAUAUCACAAGCUUAUGAUGUGGCAAGAAUAACAAAAGCCAUUAUUGAGUCUAUUCAGGGUGAAGCUUGUGGUCUAACUGAGCUGGAUGCUCUUCAGAAUAGGUUGCGACAUAUUGUUUCGGGAAAGAGAUUUCUAAUCGUCCUAGAUGAUAUAUGGAAUGAGAAUUCGCUCCAGUGGGAUUCACUGAGGCUGCCUCUAGACCGUGGGGGAAGAGGAAGUCGUAUUGUGGCAACCACAAGGAAUCAAAAUGUUGCACAGAUCAUGAGCAGAAGGAUGCCACAAAUUAAUUUGAAUGGCCUAAAUCCAACAGCAAGUUGGGCUUUGUUCUACCAUUGCAUUGCACAAGGAUGUCCUUCUUCUGUUAGGCUCUCUGAAACUCUUGAAACCAUCGGUAGAGGUAUAGUUGAGAAAUGCAGUGGAGUUCCUCUAACAAUAAGAGUGAUUGGAGGGGAGAGACUGGGUUCUUGA